GUGUUUUCCCAAGACUACUAACCUUCUCUCCUAUUCUCCAUUCCACAGGACAUGGCUGGGCCUCUCCUCUCUGCCCGCUUGUUUGUACUGGUGGAGCACUUGUGUCUGCUACAUCAUAUCCAUGCAGGUGCAUUUUAUGGACACAAGCCACUGCCUCAACAGCACCAGCCUCUGCCUCAGUUACCUCUCCUGUCACAUGGCAAUGAAGGGAUACCCCAACACCAUUACCAUGGAAAGGAAAUGCCACACAUGCCAUAUGGAAAUGAGAUGCCUUUGCUUCCUCAGUAUGGAAAAGAGCGUCCACAGAUACCCAUGCACAUGGGUAAACCCAUUGUAGGAAAAGGUGAAACUAUUCCAAGAGGAGAGAAAGGUCCACCUGGUGAGACUGGUCUAAAGGGGCCUCCAGGGCCCCAGGGACCUCCCGGACUUCCUGGUCAUGUCAUCCCAGGACCUUCAGGCAAACCUGGUCCACAAGGUCCACCAGGACUCCCUGGAAUUGGAAAGCCAGGAAUGCCAGGUUUGCCAGGAAAACCUGGAGGUAUUGGUUUACCAGGACCAAAGGGUGAGUUGGGGCCAUUUGGCGGUAAAGGGCCGAUAGGAAUGCCAGGACCUCCAGGUCUUCCAGGGCCACAUGGUCUACCAGGUGUGGCGAAACCAGGUGGACAAGGACUUCCAGGACAACCUGGUCCUCGUGGAGAACCUGGACAAAAGGGAUUCCCUGGGAUCCCUGGUCUCCUAGGGCCAAAGGGUGAGAAUGGGAUUGGUCUCCCAGGACUGCCAGGUAUAAAGGGACCUUUUGGACUUCCAGGACCACCAGGACAAGUAGGACUACCGGGAGUUGGCAAGCCAGGACUGAAUGGACUACCUGGGGCUCCUGGAGGCCAAGGUAAACCUGGUGCACCUGGAGAACCAGGAUUGGCUGGAGUCCCAGGGGAGAGAGGACAAAUAGGACCACCGGGACUACCAGGCUUUGGCAAACCUGGUUUGGAUGGCUUACCAGGGAAACCAGGUCUCCCAGGUGGAAGGGGCGAACCAGGUCUUUCUGGUUUACCUGGGGGCCCAGGCUUGCCUGGGUUUGGCAAGCCUGGAUAUCCUGGCCCUAAAGGUGAUAAGGGGCAUGGUGGUUUGCCUGGCCCUCAAGGCCCUAAAGGUGAAAAGGGUCAUGGUGGCCUUAAUGGAAUGAUUGGACCGCCAGGGCCAAGUGGCCUCCAAGGUCCUCCAGGUCUCAUGGGACCCCCUGGAGGCAUUGGUUUCCCUGGUCUAAAAGGAGAGGGCGGUGCAGUAGGACCUAAGGGACAACUGGGUCCAAAAGGUGAACCAGGGCCCCUAGGACAUCCAGGCAAGCCAGGAUUCCCAGGAGAAUUAGGGCAACUAGGACCGAGAGGCUUACCUGGUUCCCUAGGACCUAAAGGUGAAAAUGGACACAAAGGCCUACCUGGCCUACCUGGAGCCCCUGGAAAGCCUGGUGUAAAAGGAGAAGGUGGAUUUCCAGGAGAGAAAGGUCAUCCAGGGCCUAUGGGAAUCCCAGGAUUAAUGGGUCCAACAGGACCAAUAGGCCCACCUGGUCUACCAGGCCCAAAAGGGCAAUAUGGACCACCAGGAAAACCUGGAAUGCCAGGUGAGGGAAAACCAGGGCUUCCAGGCCCAAUAGGUCCUGCUGGUAUACCUGGAAUGGGUGGGCCCCCAGGUCAACCUGGAAGACCUGGUCCUCCUGGUCCACCUGGCCUACCUGGACCUCCUGCUCAAGCUCCGUUUAUCGGGCAAAUCCUUCCUGAGAGUGGUCCUGGGCUAGAUGGGGCAAAAGGUGGUUACAAGAAAGAAAAGCCUGGAGGAGCCAUUAUUGGUAGGAAUGGCCUAGAGAUGCCAGCAUUUACAGCUCUGCUGACAACCCCAUUUCCUCCAGUUGGGCAACCUGUUGUUUUCAACAAGAUUCUGCAUAAUGGCAACCAGAAUUACAACUCUCAAACUGGCAUCUUCACUUGCAAAAUACCUGGAAUUUACUACUUUGUCUACCAUGUUAAUUGCAAAGGAAACAAUGUAUGGGUGGCCUUAUACAGGAACAAUGAGCCAGUAAUGUAUACAUAUGAUGAAUACAAAAAAAGUUACAUGGAUCAGGCAUCAGGGAGUGCAGUGCUGCCCUUACAAUUUGGAGACACUGUUCAUGUUAAGUUACCAUCAGACCAAGCUGCAGGACUUUAUGCUGGUCCAUAUGUCCACUCAUCAUUCUCUGGGUAUUUGUUAUAUCCCAUGUGAAUAUGUGAGAAAAAAAAAUCACCCAUAUAAAAUCAAUGCUACAUUUUUCUUAAGUAAAUUGUGCAUGUGCCACCAGUACAAAGCCACUUUUUAUAUCUGAAAAAAUGUAAGAAAUUGAUAAUUAAGUCAUAGAGAUUCAGUCAGGUAUGUUUUAUAGCAUAUUGUGCUACAGUGGCAAUGGAACUUCAUUUAUAAUAUACAAGAAAAUGUUAAAUACAUGUUUUAAGCAUACACAUAAUUACAUAAUAUAAACAGUCUUUCAACAUCUUAAGGUAUUCAUUCAUCCAUACGGUUAGCACUUUGUUAGAACUUUUGUCACAUUAUUUAUUUGCAUAUUUCCUAUUGUUUGACAGUAUAUUGAUUGUAUAUAGAUGGGGUCACAUUGACUACACAUCAGUGUAAAAUGAUAUUGGGACUGUCAUAAUGAAGAAUUUUCAGAUUGUUGGAUAUGCACUAUUUUUCUGCUGUCUUAGUAGUUUCUCAUUGUGCCAUCUCAAUUAACUUCAAGAGAGUAUGUGAGCACAUAAGGGUUUAAGUUGUUAAGAUUUUGCUUUUCAAUGAUCUCAUUAACUAACACCAUCAGUAAAAUACAUGAAAUGUCAUGAACCCUUACAUUUAGGUUAUUUUACACCCUAUUGAUUUGAGUAUAUCAGAUCAUUGUUUAUCAAAAUAAAACUCAAGGGUAUUGCUUGUUAAUGAGCACAGUAUAUCAAUAUUUAAAAGUCGAUAAGGCCAGAGUUGGGUUAGUUACUCUAACAAAGUAAUUAAUUAGCCUGUUAAUUAUAUCUUCAACAGUGUAAUUAGAUUACUAUGCUAAUUACUCUCUCUAAAAAAUAUUGCAUUACUUGUUACUAAAUACUUUCUAAAUCCCAUACAGUAACAACAUUGACCAGUUGAACAAUGCAAGGAUAGACGAAGCUGCUCUUUUAAUUCUUUAAAAUAAAUAACAUAACAUUGCAUAAACGAUUCUUGAACUGAACAUAGUAUUUAAAAGGAGAAGGUUACAUAAAAAAACAUACAUUUUAACGUUAGAUGUUAAAUUUUGAUGUUAAAUCCACUAUUGUUUUAUAAAGAAUUGUUCUAUACUCUAUACAGUAUUACAUCAGAAGUAACUCUAAUUAAAUUUUUUUUAAAGAGUAAAUUAAAAAGUAAUCCCUUACUGUACUUUUUCAAGGGAAAAGUAAUUAAAUUGCAGUAAUGAAUUACUUCGUAAUGAAUUACACCCAACACUGGAUACGGCCACAUAAACAGAAACAGUCUUAGGAACCUCUCUGUAAUUUAUUUUUAGUUUUACUACUGAAUGACUCAAUUUGUAUAUGUGCAAAGAGAUGGUGUGCGGCACAAAAAAGAAUUUAUUAUUUGUUUUUAAUUUUUGACAACGGUGCUGAACGGUUAAACAAACAUGGAGUAAAGAUUUAAUGUCAUUGUCGUUGUUUUUUUUACAAAAUGAAUUAAUGGAAAUUUUGUGAAUUUGUAAUUAGGGAAUUCCACAAAAAAUAAAGAAUCCCUGUUUCCAAUCUUGA
Messenger RNA from Rhinichthys klamathensis goyatoka, 3776 nucleotides. It is a transcript of the gene col8a1b, whose product is annotated as collagen, type VIII, alpha 1b. NCBI's taxonomy places the organism in Eukaryota, Metazoa, Chordata, Actinopteri, Cypriniformes, Leuciscidae. Bases 52 to 2253 code for a protein of 733 amino acids. The transcript is spliced from 2 exons. Gene Ontology annotation, molecular function: protein binding. The record is from RefSeq and is a predicted model, not a curated record.